AUGUAUCAUCCAUCUAUAUGGCAUCCAAUUGAUAUGGCUGCUGCAUUUCGUUCAAUACGUCAAACAACAUCAUCACCAAAUACAAGUCCAGAAAAAACUUCUGUAUCAGGUUUUAAUGCAUCUUUUUCUGUAAAUACACUUCUUAAUAAUCAAUCUUCAUCCGAUCAAAUACGUAUACCAACAACAACAGCACAUCAACAUAAUCUAUUUUCAAGUCUUUUUCAACAUUAUCCAUAUGCACCUGCAUUUCGUCCAUUAUUUAAUGGAACAACAAAUUCAUCAUUAGAAUCUUCAGCAUUUUUACCAGCUGGAAAACGUUUUAAAAAUGAUUCACAUGAUGAAAAUCAUUGUGAAACAACAUCAAAUAAUGAUGAAAGUUUUGGAAAACAUACAGACAAUCGUUGUCGAUCAUCUACAAUUGAUUUACAAAAUCCACAAUGUCCUAUUUGUCAAGUAUCAUUAAAUGGACAAGAUUUAAUUACACAUGUUCAACAAGAACUUGAUAGUAUUAAACGUCGACAACAAUAUAAAUCUAAACGUGAAAAUAAAAUUUUUCAAGAUAAUAAUAAUAAUAUCGAUCAAACAUUCAAAACACGAUAUGAAACUUUUUUACGAGUACGAACAAGUCGACAACAACGUUUAAAUGCUAGAUUACAAUUACAUCAUCGUCGAUCAAUUCGUAAUGAUACACGAAAUUGUCCAAUAUGUUAUCAAUCAAUUCGAAUAAAUUCUGAUGAUGAAUAUUUUUUUACUCAUGUUCAACAAUGUUCAAGAAAAAGAGAACAAUUAGCAGCUGUAGCUGCAAUAGCCAAUCAUCAUCGUUUAUCGUCACCUGAAGAUCCAGAUGUUAAUGUUGUUGAUAUUGAUGAUGAUAUUGAACGAGAUGAAAAAAGUACAAGUGGAACAACUAGUCUUAGUUGUCAAGAAUCAUUUAACAGUGAUCAUAGAUAUUCUCCAUCAACUCAAACAGAUAUAUUAUAUACAAAAUCACCUAAUGUUCCGGAACUUGAUCCACCAAAAUGUGUUGUUUGUAUGUAG
Rotaria sp. Silwood2 is the source of this 1038-nucleotide messenger RNA. NCBI's taxonomy places the organism in Eukaryota, Metazoa, Rotifera, Eurotatoria, Philodinida, Philodinidae. The record is from the annotation of a GenBank genome assembly.